CGUGCGACUGAAAGCGUCUAGGCGUCUAUUCCGCGGAUAGUUACUCAAGUCCAUAUAAACGCGCCUUCAUACCUACAUAUGUAGUUCAUGCAGUUCAUGCUACAUCGAGCGUUUCAAACACGAAUAUGUAUGUAAAUUUGGCUUUCGAUCGCAGCGCAUUGCCGGAGUUAAUUGAUCAGCUGGACCGGUCGGCUGAAAGUCAUUAAGAGGAAACCGUUUGUGUGGAUGUGGCAUUUGAAAAUAAAUAUCAUGCUACUUCUAGGUUCGCCAAAAAUGGAUCGCGGGUGGCCAGCUUGCUAUUUGACGAUCAGUUAAAUAGGUGUAAAUAAGUGGUGCAAAUGUUUUGAAAACAGUAAAAAUAAAAAGUGUGGCAAAUAAAUUCUUCCACCGUUAUAUAAAAUCAAAAGCAACAACAAAAAUAAUAACAAGCCAAAAACAGCAUCAACCAAUAAAAAAAAAACUAUUAAAAAAGUUCGCAGAAAGUGAUGAUAUUUAACAUAUUUUAAACUCGCAUACUCGCGUAAAAUUGCGGCAGCGUAAUUUUCUGCAACAGUUUAUACAGGCUAACGCUAAACAGACUUUAACUGUGAUUUGACAACAUGUUCGUUACACUGGUGGCGCAGGUGCAUGCGCGGAGCAGCAAAGCCGCAUGAAAUUGUAUGCGACGUUCCAGUGUAUUUAGUUGAAUGAAUCUGAAAUGGAAUUCCUUAUGACAGUUCAAAAGCAGCGCUGAACAAAAUCACAUUCCAACAAAUGCUACGCAUAACGCGCCAACGAAAUAAAGUGAAAUUUUUUGCGGAAAUCAAAAUCCUAUUCAAGCGUGCAGUUUUACCUUUUGUUUCUUUGUUUUUGCAACUGUGAUUUCGUUAAUGUGUUUUAGAAGAAAAUAUGUAUGAUAAUAUCGGCAACAGUUGGAAUAUAAAUAUUUCGUAGAGUUCCGUUUUGUUUUUGGUUGUCGUGUUUUUGUGAUUUUGGCGCGGGUUUCCAGCUGAAAAUGAAUUUUGUGGGUCGGCAUGAUCAUCUUGCCGGCGGCUAUCGACGCGUUAACACAGCAACUUAUGGGUUUCCACUAUUUAGCAAUACGGAUGAAUCGAAGACCUUCGUUAAAGAUAGCCUCUCUUGGAAAUGGCAUAAGGGUUCCCGUGUGAGUACAAUUAAUGAUUGGCUACAAAUCAAAAUUGGCGGCGAUGAGGAGGUGAAGAAGAAAAAGGGCCGACAGCAAUUAAACCGCAUCAAAUCCACAAAAUAUACACUAAUUACAUUCCUGCCACAAAAUCUGCUCGAACAGUUUCGACGUAUAGCGAAUUUUUACUUUCUAAUUAUGACUAUCAUAUCACUCGUAAUCGACAGCCCGGUCUCUCCGCUGACAUCAUUGCUACCGCUAGUUUUUGUGAUCGCAGUGACUGCCGCUAAGCAGGGCUAUGAAGAUUUCUUACGGUACAGAACCGAUAAUGUUGUAAAUCGUGCGCCAGUGACAGUCAUACGUAACGGAGUGGAAGCAAAUAUUCAAUCGCAAUAUGUCUGCCCAGGCGACUUGGUGGUGGUGGAGCGCGAUUGUGAUGUGCCCUGCGAUUUGGUGUUAUUGCGUAGCACCGAUCCACACGGCAAAUGUUUUAUAACGACCGCCAAUUUGGAUGGUGAAUCCAAUUUGAAGACGUUGAUGGUGCCACGUGAUUUGCCGUUGGUCGAUAUAAACCAGCUGCACAAAUUGGGCGUCAUCGAGUGUGAGAGUCCUAAGACUGAUCUGUAUAGUUUCAAUGGUAAGAUAGAACUGGCCGGUGGCGAGGGGCGCGUGCUGCCGCUUUCAACCGACAAUGUGCUGUUGCGUGGCUCACGCGUCAAGAAUACCGAAUGCGUUAUUGGGUGUGCCGUGUACACGGGCAUGACUACCAAGCUGCAGCUGAACAGCCGGCUAACGCGCAAUAAGUCUGCCUCUAGUGAGAUAUACGUGAAUCGUUUCUUGGUCGUGGUGCUGAUGUUGAUGAUAGCAAUCGUUACUAUGUUAUACUUCUUCAAACGUUAUGAAGAGAUCUUUGUGAUACCUAAGCUUGCAUAUUUGGGUCCUGCUGCUGACGGCUACAGUGUCAAGCAAUUCCUACAGGAUUACCUGUCUUUCUUGAUACUUUUUAAUUACCUCAUUCCAAUAUCGUUGUAUGUAACCAUUGAGCUGCAACGUGGUAUUAGUGGAUUGUUCAUGGAGUGGGAUCUUCAAUUGUAUGAUGAAGCAACCGACGAACAUUUUAUAGUAAACACUUCCAAUUUAAAUGAAGAACUUGGUCAGAUCAACAUUUUGUUUUCGGAUAAGACCGGCACAUUAACGAAAAACGAAAUGGUUUUCCAACAGUGCUCGAUAAAUGGACGAAAAUAUACCUUUAAAAAGACACGGUUGCUGGAAGAUGGCAGCGGCGCAUUGGUAGAUAUAAACAAGUUCAACAAAGACCAAAGAGUUUUCUUUGAAGCAUUGGCUAUAUGUCACACCGUUCAAGUAGCAGGGGAAUCAAACGCUGAUGCUGCCUAUGAAAUUGAAACACCCGACAAAGAAGUUAAUGGCAAGAGUGCACUGGCAAAAAUGUACUCUAUUUCCGAUAUCACCGAGGAGAGUCAUAAUUCCAGUCGACAGAGUGGUGUAGAUUCCGAUCAUUCGCAAACAUUGGAAACAAGCCUAUCCAAUAAUCCUGAUGGAACAAAAACUGAGGGCAUCAUCUCCAAUAGCAUUAUGAACAUGUCCAACGGUACAGAUUUAAGUCGUUCGAAUGGUACGAAUGGUGCAAAUAUGACAUCUGACGUCAAUCCGCUGCUUAACGAAGCAAAUAAAGAAGAGAAACGCAAACGACCGCUAAUUGUCAAACGAAGCCCAAAUUUUACGCGCGCCUCCUCCAGAAUACAUCCAGCGCCAAUGGGAAAUGACGGACAGUUCUCUAUAGAAAUGGUGAACCGCGCCACGAAUGCAAAUUUGUUAGCAACACCCGGUUCACGACCCACUUCAUUACCGUUCACACGUUCUACAUCAGCCAUCGAUUUGCCAGAUCUAGCAGUUGCACCCUCACCGACUGGACACAAGCGAUCGCAUUCUUAUGGCGCACAAAAUGCAUAUUUAACACCACCAGUGCAACAAGGCGGAGUUGUCAUUCGCACAGCCAGUAAUGUGUCGCGUGAGUCUUAUGCAGCACCUAACUUUCAACGUCAACCAACCCUGCUGUUGCGUGCGGAGUCACAGCGUCGCAAGAAUGAGAUCGAACAAGUUGUGCACAUCCUCGACUACCAAGCCUCAAGUCCAGACGAAAAGGCGCUCGUUGAGGCUUCCGCCAAUCUGGGGCUCGUUUAUAUGGGUGAUGAUGACGAGGUCUUGCGAAUCCGUGUCGUACCUCCACAUUUGGAUUAUUCACGACCUUUUAACGUUGGUAAAGUCAACGAAAUACGUUUCAAUCGCUUGCACGUACUGGAAUUCUCUUCUGAUCGUAAACGUAUGAGUGUGAUUGUGAAAGACGAGAACGGCACCAAAUGGAUUUACACAAAAGGUGCAGAAAGUUAUGUGUUCCCGCUUUGUGCCAACAAUCAGGCAAACAAUGUGUCGCGAACCGAUGCACACAUAAGCGAUUUCGCAAGGCAAGGUCUGCGUACAUUGGCCGUAGCGAGGCGACGGGUUGGUGAUGACGAGUACCGCACCUUCAUCGACGAAGUGAAUGUGGCAAACAGUUCGUUGGAAAAUCGAAAGGAGUUGUUAGACCAGAGCUAUGCCAAAAUCGAGUGCAAUCUCGAGCUACUGGGUGCCACCGCCGUUGAAGAUGCCUUACAAGACGAUGUCGCUGACACACUGAUCUCACUGCAAAAAGCCGGUAUCAAAAUUUGGGUGUUAACCGGUGAUAAGGUCGAAACGGCACUUAACAUAGCGUUGUCUUGUGGUCAUAUACCUCCUGACGCUAUCAAGUAUUUUAUAAUCGAUUGUAGAUCGAAGGAGGAUAUGAUGGUGCACUUGAAUGCAUUGGAUCGUGAAAUUAUUUUCGGGAUUGGUGCACAGUGUGCGCUACUAAUCGAUGGAAAGAGUUUAAGUAUCGCAUUGAGCGAGACGCCAGAGAUGUUCCGCGAUAUAGCAAUCAAAUGCACGGCAGUACUUUGUUGCCGCUUAAGUCCAUUGCAGAAGAGCGAAGUAGUAGCUUUAAUUAGAACUUCGUCGGAGGAUUACACAACGGCUGCCGUGGGCGAUGGUGCAAAUGAUGUGUCAAUGAUUCAGGAGGCACAUGUGGGGCUUGGCAUCAUGGGCAAAGAGGGUCGACAAGCGGCACGCUGUGCUGAUUUUUCUUUCGCCAAAUUUUCUAUGCUGAAACGCUUAAUACUAGUACAUGGACAUUAUCAUACGACGCGCCUGUCGCUCUUAGUGCUUUAUUUCUUCUAUAAAAAUAUUGUAUUUAUGGGUAUAAUAUUCCUGUUUCAAUUUUAUGCGCUCUUUUCAACGCAAUCCGUGUACGACUCUCUGUUUCUGACUCUAUACAAUGUGAUCUAUACUUCGUUGCCGAUUCUAUUUAUUUCUCUUACAGAGAAAGCUUACAGCGAGGAGACGCUUUUGAAGCAACCAGAACUUUAUAAAAAAAAUAUAAACAACAAGGGACUUCACUGGCAGUACUUCAUCGGUUGGAUACUUUUUGCCGUAUACCACACAUUGAUCACUUACUACUUCACUUACUAUGUGUUUUCCACAAACAAUAUUCUACUAAAUGUUGGCCAGCCGGCGGAGUUUUCUUGCUUUGGCACUUUGCUCAUUGAGAUCGUUGUUGUUGUGGUCAACUUAAAACUGAUGCUACAGUCCAAGUACCUGAGUUAUUGGUAUAUAGCGACGAUUUUGGGCUCCAUUGUGACGUUCAUGAUAACUACUGUUAUCUAUAACGUAAUUGACUUCGACUACGACACCGAUAUCUAUUGGGCAUAUAACAAACUGCUUUGUUCGCUACCCGUUUGGCUGUUCACUAUAAUCACAGUUAUUGCUUGCCUGUUGCCGGAUUAUGUAAUAAGAAUUAUACCGAGAGUGAUUAAUUUCCCGAAACACUUUCGCUUUUUUCCGAACGCGGGACGUUUAAUGAUGCGACGUAACAUGCAAACGACACAUUUAUGAGUUGCAGUCAACUACCGUUAUAUAAAUGUAAAGUGUUGCUAUAUAUUUUUUUAAAUCAGUUAUAGUAUAUGUACUAUAUAUCGUCACUUUAAAGCAAAAUAACGCAACAUCACAUUUCAUAAGUUUACAGGCAAAGAAAAAACGUUAUAAUAGAAACCACAGAUAUUGAAACAAAAUUUGAGUUUUGGUUAUAAAAUUGGUUAUAUGGUUAUUUAUUGGUUAUUUAUUGGUUAUAUAUUGGUUAUAUCUGACAGUGGAAGCUGAAAAUUUUAUGCUACAUAUAUGUAACAUGAUGUAGUGAAUCGCAAGCAGUGAAAAACUCAAUUUCGAUUUUUUUGAUGAUACGUUGUUCUGCAUUUUGGGUGACGAUAUAAUUUUAUAUAUAAUAUACCCGAGUGGGUAGCGUGCUUUUGAAUUUAACUGUAAAUUUAAAUCGGUUUUAAUAAUGCUCAGUUCAAAGUUAAUGCAACGUAAAUGAAAUAAAUGUGCCAGAUUUUUGUGUUAAGUUAUCUUGUAGAUAUGUAUGUGCCUCCCAAGCGAUCGCAACCUCGCUUCCUACAUUCUUCAAUACGUAGUAUGUGUAUUGAUAGUAUUAUUGUAAAUUUAAUUAGCGUUGAAUUUAAGGAUGUAUGCCUUAAGGUGAUUACCAAAUAUAGUUACGUAAUUAUUAUUUAUAUUAUUUUUAUAUAUAUUAUAUUUAUUAUGUAUAUAUUUAUAUUUGUUAGCUUGUUAAUUUAUGCCAUGACAACUACUUCCUCCAUGUACAUACAUACAUAUGUAUGCAUAGUAUUAGAACAAAAUUUUUCGAAGCCGAAAAAUUAAAAAAAAAAAUUGUCAAUAUUUUAAUAAAACAAAGACAAUUUUGGAUGUGAACGACUUUUUAUUAAUUAAUUAUUAUUAUUAUGUAUAUAUAUUUUUAAUAAAUAUUUAUUAAUAAAUGAUGAUGUUGAGCAAAACAAUGUCAAGUGCACAAUAUACAAGAUUUUCUAGUGUAUUAUUAAAUGGUAAAUCGUA
Molecule: messenger RNA, 6121 nt
Organism: Bactrocera neohumeralis
Lineage: Eukaryota; Metazoa; Arthropoda; Insecta; Diptera; Tephritidae
Product: phospholipid-transporting ATPase IF
Exons: 12
Coding region: 995-5107 (1370 amino acids)
Biological process (GO): phospholipid translocation
Cellular component (GO): endoplasmic reticulum; trans-Golgi network; plasma membrane
Molecular function (GO): ATP hydrolysis activity; ATPase-coupled intramembrane lipid carrier activity; magnesium ion binding
Source: RefSeq, a predicted model, not a curated record